AUGUGGAAACCGCCGCUAAAUUUCAUCACCAUACAUUAUGCUUAUAUUGUCACACUGAGCAUUUCUUCAUUGGUCGUUCUAUAUCCUUAUGGGAAUCUGAAAGCAAUCGACGCAUAUUUCUUCGGCGCCUCGUCCUGUACAGAAUCUGGUCUUAAUACCUACGACGUCAAGGAUCUGAAAACCUAUCAGCAACUGUUCAUUUAUGUCAUUCCCAUUAUCUCCCACCAUGCAUUCAUAAACAUUGCAGUAGUCCUUGUGCGUUUACAUUGGUUCAGAAAACGACUCGAUGAGAUCGCUCCCACUCAGGUUCGACAUCGUCACGAUGUAGAAGCCAAGGCCUACAAACCCCUUGAAAAUGGGAAGAAAUAUACUAGCAACGAUCAGCAUAUAACUGAUGCUACUGCCCUAAAUGUGAUAUCGACUGGUGAACAUACGAACGAAACAGAUAAGCCCCAGGCUCAAACUGCCGAACCAACCGGUAGAAGCAUAUCAUUCGCAGCUGAUGUGAGAGGCUACGAUAAAUCAAAAGCCUUAUAUGUGCCGCCUCCGCAGGAGCGUGACAGGGGGAGACCAAUGGUAGAAAUUGACGAAAUAUUUAGUGACGACGAUGAAAUCACGAAGACAAACGAUUCCAAUGUUAGAGGAUCGCUCCCCGCACGUCGAAAGAUAAUGGGUAGCUCUCGCAUUACUAGUACUACCACGCUUGAGAGAGUCGCUUCAUCUAUCUUCGUGCUUGAGGGGAGGCCUAGUACGAGGCAAAAACAACCGCCGCUUCAACAUUCUCUUUCAGAGCAUUUGCAUCUACCGUUGUCCUCUCACGCAGCUUUAGGGCCCAAUUCUCAGUUUCGCAAUUUAACGGCCGAGGAUCGAGAAACGUUGGGCGGGAUCGAGUAUCGUAGUCUGAAAUUGUUGCUCAAAAUCGUCACUGCAUACUUUUUCGGCCUUCACCUCUUUGGCGCGGUAUGUUUGCUUGGUUGGAUCCUACAUUCGGAUCCGAAAUAUCGGAAGUAUCUAAAAGAGUGUGCUCAGUCCCCUGUGUGGUGGGCAUUUUAUUCAUCGCAGACGAUGAUAAGUAAUCUUGGAUUCACACUUACUCCCGACUCGAUGAUCUCCUUCCGGGAUGCGGAAUGGCCGAUGAUCCUCAUGAGCUUCCUUGCCUAUGUCGGAAACACAUUUUACCCCUGUUUCCUCCGCUUUAUAAUUUGGACGAUGUCCCUAAUAGUCCCGAAAACAUCACCGCUGAAGGAGCAGCUCAAUUUCCUUCUGAAGCAUCCGCGUCGAUGUUACACGCACCUUUUCCCAAGCGGAACAACUUGGGCUCUCUUUGCGGUCCUUUUUAUCCUGAACUUCGUGGACAUAAUUCUGAUGAUAACUUUGGACCUCCACAAUCCAGCUGUUAACGAUUUACCCUGGGGAAAGCGAAUUCUGGCUUCGUUAUUCCAAGCAGCGUCCACACGACACACAGGAACGGCGUCAUUCAACCUGGCAAAUGUAAAUCCCGCUGUCCAAGUCAGCAUAUUGGUCAUGAUGUACAUCGGUAUCUUUCCCAUCGCACUCUCAACGCGCGCGUCCAACACAUAUGAACAACGGGCGUUGGGGAUAUACCCACAUGAUCGUGAGUUGGAUGAAUAUAACGGCAAAACUUACAUCUUGGCCCAUAUCAAGAACCAACUGACGUUCGAUCUAUGGUAUAUUUUCCUUGGUUUCUUUUGCAUCUGCGCUUCCGAGUCGAAAAAGAUCAUGGAUCCUAAUGAACCGGCAUUUUCUGUUUUCGCGAUGUUGUUCGAAGUGACAUCUGGCUAUGGAAACGUCGGCCUCAGUCUAGGUUAUCCCGGCAUCAACACCUCUCUAUCCGGAAAAUUCAGCGUCUUUAGCAAAUUGAUCAUGUGCGCCAUGAUGUUACGCGGCCGCCAUCGCGGUUUACCAUCCCAACUCGAUCGCGCCGUCAUGCUUCCUGGCGACCGCCUUGUCGAUGGCGAUGAGAGGGAAAACACUACUGAGAUCAGAAACUCAACAAAAAUCAAACGCCAUCACACCCACUGA
Histoplasma capsulatum G186AR is the source of this 2043-nucleotide messenger RNA. RefSeq names its product potassium transporter. The coding region runs from base 1 to 2043 and encodes 680 amino acids. The transcript is spliced from 10 exons. Lineage: Eukaryota; Fungi; Ascomycota; Eurotiomycetes; Onygenales; Ajellomycetaceae. Gene Ontology annotation, molecular function: high-affinity potassium ion transmembrane transporter activity. Gene Ontology annotation, biological process: intracellular potassium ion homeostasis; potassium ion import across plasma membrane. Gene Ontology annotation, cellular component: plasma membrane. The record is from RefSeq and is a predicted model, not a curated record.